Messenger RNA from Acanthosepion pharaonis, 1050 nucleotides. NCBI's taxonomy places the organism in Eukaryota, Metazoa, Mollusca, Cephalopoda, Sepiida, Sepiidae. The record is from the annotation of a GenBank genome assembly.
AUGUCUUUCUUCACGCUUUCUUUAUUCGGGUUGUGUUUUGAUGAACAAACUCACUACGGUAGUAAAGAUCUACAAAAGUACCUUGUUAACAAGUGUUCGACACAGAGAUUAAUAACCAUUGUUCCACGGCGAUGCGAUAACUACUUCUUUCUUAAUCAAACCCUUUUGAGCGAACAUUCUAGAAAUCUGUUCAAUGUAUUUUAUUUUUACCUUUCUCUUUUCUCCGUUUCUUUCAUAAUUUUUCAUUUUAUGCUCAUCAUUUCUUUCUUUCAUUCCAUCAUUUCCAUUUUUCAUUUUUUAUAUCUUAUUCUUAGUAACUUUUUCAUCCGUAAUCUUUUCUUUCUUAUUUUCUUUUCUUCUUCCGUUUUUGCAAACCUUCCUUCCUUCCUUCCUUCCUUCCUUCCUUCCUUUCCUUCGUUCAUUCCUUCCUACAUUCAUUCCUUCAUCCAUUACUUCCUUCCUUUCCUUCCUUUAUUCCUUCCUACAUUCAUUCCUUCAUCCAUUCCUUCGUUCUUUCAUGCCUUCAUCCUUUCUUUUCCUUCCUUCAUCUUUUCCUUCCUUCGUUUGUUCCUUCCUUCCUUCCUUUCUUCAUCCCUUCCUUCCUCGUUCCUUCCUCCUCUUUCUUUCCUUCCUUCCUUCCUUCCUUCCUUCUUUCCUUCCUUCCUUCCCUUUCUUUCCUUCUUUCCUUCUUUUCUUCCUUCCUUCCUCCCUCUUUCCUCAUUCCUUCCUUCCUUCCUUGAUCCUUCUUUCCCUUUCCUUCUUUCCUUCCCUUUCCUUCCUUCCUUCCUUCCUUCCUUCCUUCCCUUUCCUCCCUUCAUCAUCCCUUCCUUGUUCCUUCUUUCCUUUUCCUUCCUUCCUUCCUUUCUUCCUUCCUUCCUUCCUUCCUUCCUUCCUUCCUUCCUUCUCUUUCCUCCCUUCCUCCUUCCUUCCUUCCUUGUUCAUUCCUUCCCUUUCCUUCCUUCCUUCCUUCCCUUUCCUUCCUUCCUUUCUAUUUUACUUCUUUCUUUCAACCAAGCAACGUCCUCAUGUGUUAGAAUUAUGAAACAUUGA